UUGACAUCCAAAACCAGUUAACACUAAUUAAUCUCUCAUGACACCAUAUGAUGACAGUCAAAACAUUUUUUCAAGGUACUUAUGUAUAAUGACAUGCACCUUAUUUACAAGCGAUAGAGAUUCAUCUUACAGCGUGUUAACAUAUGAAUAUUCCACGACGUUAUAAUCCGUCUGUGUAUAUAUGACCUACUGUUCAACAAGAUCGCUAACAUUGGCGACCACCCUUAUUUUAUCUUUUCUAACAAACGGUUUGAAUAUUUAUAAUCAUUAUCUUACCUCAUACUUUUUCAUGGCUAACAUAUAUCUAUGGAGGCCACUAAAUGUAUAUAUAAGCUGUUAACCCUGCUAAAAGUCACAAGAAAAUGAAAUAUUUUGUGCAAUCCCAAUGUGAUCCAACAAUAUGAAUUUACAUUUCAUGAAACAAAAGUUGGUUUCUUAAACUAUCUGAUCGAUCAUUUUUUUUAUGCAGUGCUGCCCAUUACUGUAAAAACGUGUCUGUAGUUUAGUUAGCUACUUAAAUUUACCAACACUUAUUUACUCUCGGUGACUUGAGUCUGAGCCAAAAGAGAAUUUAUUUGUAGAGGUAUGAUUUAAAACCCAUAGUUAUGACUACAUGAUAAGACUGCACACUACCAGUAACUCAAAUAAAUCAAAUAAGUCACUAUGACAGUGAGGUUGAGACAAACUUAGAUAUUUUAGAAAUUUGUGGCCUGAAGUGGAAGGAUUAACAGAGUAGGUGAUGUAAAAAAAUAAAAAGAUGCUAACUUGGUUUUAUAAACAAUAUCUAAGCGAUUAUCAACAGUAUCGCACUACAAUUGGAUUCAGAGAAUUGUGGGCAAAAACGGAAAUAUCACUUUACAAUAUCCAGUGGAUUACUUGAUUGCUUAGACGGUUAAUCAGUUGUAUCCAUUUACAACUGUAAAUACAUCUUAUUUUUUCUCUCUUUUAGAUUUCUACAUGUAUAUUUUUACCACAAUACCUCGAUAACAUACAUUUAGAAUAGACCAGAGAAUUCAAAUAUUGGACAUCAUAGAUGAUACAAACUAAAAGUUCGUGGACUCCAUUGGUGAACAAAGACGCAAAUAAAACGGUAUUGUUUUGUUUAAUUCCUCCAUUACUUGUCAGUUUUAGCUUUUUGAAGAACGAAAACAUCUUAUUUUAGCUUGGUUUGCCAAAUGGUCAGAAAGUCAAAGAAAGGAGUUAAUGACGAAACUUUUCGAGUUAUGCACUCAGAAACAACUUGAGUCACUUUUUCACAAUAUAGAAAAUAAAAUUCCUUUAUACCAAAUAGAUUUUACUAGAAUACUACCAAGAGUUCUAUGCAUUUAUCUGUUUUCUUUUCUGGAUCCUAGAAGUCUCUGUCGCUGUGCACAGGUAUCAUGGUAUUGGAGAUAUCUAACUGAAUCAAAUGAAUUAUGGGCAUCGAAGUGUUUAAGAUAUGGAUGGGAUUUAAUCGCUUCACAUAGUCAAUGGGAACCUGGAAUUUGGAAGAAGCAUUAUAUUCAAAACAUACGUUACCUUCAGUUUCAUAUUUCAGAGAAGUCAAUCAAUAAAGAAAAUGGUGAUACAAGAGAAAGAUGUUCAGAAGAACUAUUCAAUAAAAGAUGUCAUACAUUGAAUUUUGUAAAUAAUCAUCAUCAGGAUCAUUAUGAGAACAAUAAUAUUGAUACUACCAUUAAUACUACUGCUACUACUACUACUAAUAGUAGUAGUACCAGUAGUAACCAUGGUGAUUAUGAUAAAAAACAGGAUAUAAAUAGAAACUAUAAAAUGAUUCAAUUAACUGAUACAUCUAAAUUAAUACCAUGGCGUGCACCAAGUCGUAAACCAUCUGAUACUCAUCGUUUUAAUUAUUUUGAUAAUAAUGAAACAAUCAAGUUAAAAUCUUCUAAAAAUGAAUUUCAAUAUCGGUUCAGUAAUAGUGCUGGGUCAACAAGAAAGAAGUACUCAUUAUCAUCAUCAUCAUCACCACCACCGCAAAUUGAUGAUAUUUACAGUAAUGGUAUUAAUGGUAAUGUUCAUAAUCUGUUUAAGCAUGAAACAAUACAGAAAUCAACAUGUCCUAAUAUUUCAAUGUUCACAAGUCAUCAUAAUUCAAUCACAUUACCUUGGAAACCCACAUCUACAUAUCCUUCUGGAGCAUAUUAUCUUAAUACAGAAAAACUACAACCACUACAAUAUAGUAUGAUUAAAAAAUAUUUUAAUCCUAAUUCUAACUUUAAAAAUAGUUCAAAAUUCAAGAAAAUUGAGAAUAAUGAACCGCUAAAUCAUAAACUACAUUUGAACAACUCAAAAUUGAAUGGAUCAAAUAAACAACUGGAUCAUGAAAUCAAUAUGGUCAAUUUUUCAGAUAAUAAACAAACUUAUGGAAAAUCGACGGUUUUGGAAGAAUUGAAUUCUCAAUAGUAAACAUAGUAAUAAUAAUAAUUCUUCACACAUGAAUAUACUACUACCCUACAAUAAUGAGUAGUUUAAAUUAAUUUGUAAACUGUAAAACCAAUCAUGUUUACUUUUCCAUACUGAAUGAAAUAUAUAUUUCCUUUUUUGUUUUUAAAAAAA
Messenger RNA from Schistosoma curassoni, 2559 nucleotides. NCBI's taxonomy places the organism in Eukaryota, Metazoa, Platyhelminthes, Trematoda, Strigeidida, Schistosomatidae. The record is from the annotation of a GenBank genome assembly.